Molecule: messenger RNA, 2563 nt
Organism: Castor canadensis (American beaver)
Lineage: Eukaryota; Metazoa; Chordata; Mammalia; Rodentia; Castoridae
Source: RefSeq, a predicted model, not a curated record
GAUUGGAUUACAUCCGUGUUCUGUGCUUGUGAAUUCGGGCCUAGGGGUGUUUUUGAAUUUGCUUGCCUUUGUCUUUCUGAAAACCCGAGGUCGGCCGCCAGGUCUGGGAGACUUGAAGGAGACUGUUCCUCCUUGUUUUCGGGCUCUGCCUGUAGGAACUUUGGAGAAAGCGUGGAUUGAAGGGAAGGGCGUGCGUCUGGACUGUCUUUGGGUCGCGCCUGGAAUCCUUUCGUCACAUGGGGGCCACAGUCUUGUUUAAUACAAGUGCGAACCGAUGCGAUUAAAGGGAGAAAGGCCUUUCCCCUAUGCACACACGCAGGAGCCUAAAGACCUUUUAGAAGUAUUUAAACACUUGAAUGUUCUGCAGAGGAGGGCUUAAUUAUUGAAGCUUGGGAACUAGAAAUAUUAAGGGACUUCGUGUCUUUUGGCCAUUGACCGACACCAGCAGCGUGGGAUCCGUGAUUGUCUCUCGCCACCCUGGGGCAUCGUCAUGUAUUUGCGUUCUUGGUUAAGUCGACUGUGCAGGGGGUUAUCCAGCCCCGUCGGAAGGACCACACCGCCAGGCUGGGGUUCUCUCUCCAGAAAUGUGGUGCUGAGUUCACACAGAAGAAUUCCAGAACUCAGUAGCUUUGUCGUCAGGACCAACACAUGUGGAGAGCUGUGUUCUUCUCACUUAGGCCAAGAAGUCACCUUGUGUGGAUGGAUUCAGUACCGAAGGCAAAACAUCUUCCUAGUCCUAAGAGAUUUCCAUGGUCUUGUUCAAGUUGUCAUUCCCCAGGAUGAGUCAUCUGCUUCUGUGAAGAAGAUUUUAUGUGAAGCCCCUUUGGAAUCCGUGGUGAAAGUGUCUGGAAUAGUCAUUUCCCGACCUCCAGGACAAGAGAAUCCAAAAAUGCCAACAGGUGAGAUUGAGAUCAAAGUUAAAACAGCUGAACUUCUGAAUGCCUGCAAGAAGCUGCCCUUUGAAAUUAAAGACUUUGUGAAGAAAACAGAGGCUCUUCGUUUGCAGUAUCGCUACUUAGAUUUGCGCAGUUUCCAAAUGCAGUACAACCUGCGACUGAGGUCUGAGAUGGUCAUGAAAAUUCGGGAAUAUCUUUGUAAUCUGCAUGGGUUUGUAGAUGUAGAAACCCCAACAUUGUUUAAGAGAACUCCAGGGGGUGCCAAAGAGUUUUUAGUACCAUCCCGGGAACCUGGAAAGUUCUAUUCUCUCCCUCAGAGUCCUCAACAGUUUAAGCAGCUUCUGAUGGUUGGUGGUUUAGACAGAUAUUUUCAAGUUGCCCGAUGUUACCGAGAUGAAGGUUCAAGACCAGAUAGACAGCCCGAGUUUACUCAGAUUGACAUAGAGAUGUCUUUUGUAGACCAGACUGGCAUCCAGAGUUUAAUUGAGGGUUUGCUCCAGUAUUCCUGGCCCAAAGAUAAAGAACCUAUCAUGAUUCCUUUUCCUUCCAUGACUUUUGCUGAGGCAUUGACCACCUAUGGAACUGAUAAACCAGACACUCGCUUUGGGAUGAAGAUUGUAGAUAUCAGUGAUGUGUUCAGAAAGACAGAAAUCAGAUUUCUUCAAGAUGCACUUAGCAAACCACAAGGAACUGUCAAAGCCAUAUGUGUCCAUGAAGGAGCAAAGUACUUAAAAAGGAAAGAUAUUGAAUCCAUUAGACAAUUUGCAACUGAUCAUUUUAAUCAGGAAGUUUUGCCUAUAUUCCUGAAAGCCAACAGAAACUGGAAUUCAACAGUUGCCAAAUUCAUAAUGGAGGAGCAAAGAUUGGAAUUAGCCAGACUGAUGGAGACCCAAGAGGAAGAUGUGGUCCUGCUAACUGCUGGAGAGCACAAGAAAGCAUGCUCUUUGUUGGGGAAAUUACGACUGGAAUGUGCCAAUCUUUUGGAAAUGAGAGGAGUGGUGCUCCGUGAUCCAAAGCUAUUCUCUUUCCUUUGGGUGGUAAACUUCCCACUCUUCCUUCCCAAGGAGGAAAAUCCCACAGAGCUGGAGUCAGCCCACCACCCAUUUACAGCUCCUCAUCCCAGUGACAUUCACCUCCUAUACACUGAGCCUAAAAAGGUUCGUAGCCAACAUUAUGACUUGGUUUUAAAUGGCAGUGAGAUAGGAGGUGGUUCUAUCCGAAUUCAUGAUGCAGAGCUACAGCGUUACAUCCUGGCAACAUUAUUAAAGGAAGAUGUAAAAUUGCUCUCCCAUCUGCUUCAGGCUCUAGAUUAUGGGGCACCCCCUCAUGGAGGAAUUGCCUUAGGGUUAGACAGGCUGAUGUGCCUUGUCGCUGGAGCUCCAAGCAUCAGAGAUGUCAUAGCCUUCCCAAAAUCAUUUCGGGGACAUGACCUCAUGAGCAAUGCCCCAGAUUCUGUCCCUCCGGAGGAACUGAAGCCCUAUCAUAUCCAGGUCUCCUGGCCAACAGACUCAGAAGCAGAAAAGAGCUCAUUGAAUCAGUCACACCACUUGGAAAAUUAAGAUUUUGAUUUUGUCUUCAUUGCUUUGCUAAGGCUAAAAUCAGAUCCAGAUUUGCCACAGAUACAACAAUUGUUUAGGUGGAAGUAAUCAAGGCAACAUUUUUUGCCA